ACCAUAUUUUCCUAUCAUCACCUCUAUAAAUACCAUCAAUUUCUCACACCAAAAAACCACACACUACACAAAUAUAACUACAAAUCCUCCAUAAUUCUACAAAUUAAAUACACUUCAAUUUCAUCCACAAAAAAAUGGCGGCUCUAACAUUCAAAGUAACGAGGCAAAACCCGGAGCUAAUCCCUCCGGCUAAGCCGAAGCCACACGAAUUCAAAUCACUCUCCGACAAAGACGAUCAAGAGGGACUCCUAAAAAAUUAUAAGGUCACGCGCUUGAGAUGCGGCGGGUUCAUCCUCGCCCUCCGCCUCAACCACACAAUGAGCGACGCCUUCGGCCUCGUCCAGUUCAUGACCGCCGUCGGCGAAAUCGCCCGCGGCGCCAAAUCCCCGUCGAUCCCACCGGUGUGGGAGAGGCACCUCCUGAACGCACGCGCCCCGCCGCGCGUGACCUGCACGCACCGUGAGUACGACGAGGUGCCCGACACCAAAGGAACCAUCAUCCCACUCGACGACAUGGUCCACCGCUCCUUCUUCUUCGGCGCCGCGGAGAUCUCCGCCCUCCGCGGCCGCCUCCCGCCGCACCUCCGCCGCUGCUCCACAUUCGAACUCCUCACCGCCUGCCUCUGGCGGUGCCGCACGAUCGCCAUCUCCCCGGAGCCCAACGAGGAGGUCCGGAUGCUCUGCAUCGUCAACUACCGGAGCCGGAUCAACCCGCCGCUGCCGAAGGGCUACUACGGCAACGCCUUCGCAUUCCCCGCCGCCGUCGCCGCCGCCGGAGAUCUCUCCAGCAACCCGUUCGAGUACGCGCUGGAGCUCAUAAGGAAGACGAAGUCCGACGUGACGGAGGAGUACAUGAGGUCGCUGGCGGAUCUGUUGGUGAUCAGGGGGCGGCCACACUUCACGGUGGUUCGGAGUUACGUGGUUUCCGACCUGACCCGAGCCGGCAUCGGAGAUUUGGACUUUGGGUGGGGGAAGGCGGUGUCCGGAGGUCCGGCGAAGUGCGACGUAGGAGCUAUACCUGGGGUUGCACUUGCGAGUUUCUACAUACCGUUUAAAAAUAAGAAGGGGGAGAACGGAAUAGUGGUUCCGGUAUGCUUGCCGGCGGACGCCAUGGAAGUGUUCGUGAAGGAGCUUGAGAUGAUGGUGAGUAGAGAAGAUGACGACAACUCGGGCCGAAUCCCAGUCUUCAUUACGUCAGCACUCUGAAUUAUUUAUUAUGUGGUUGUACGUUUUGCAUUAUAUUUUCUACCUUGUUUCGUGAUUAUAGUUUGUUUAUACUCCUCUGUUCCAACGUUUCAUAAUAAAUGUUUCAUAA
Erythranthe guttata (spotted monkey flower) is the source of this 1314-nucleotide messenger RNA. Lineage: Eukaryota; Viridiplantae; Streptophyta; Magnoliopsida; Lamiales; Phrymaceae. The record is from RefSeq and is a predicted model, not a curated record.